Anopheles funestus (African malaria mosquito) is the source of this 2834-nucleotide messenger RNA. RefSeq names its product sodium channel protein Nach. The record is from RefSeq and is a predicted model, not a curated record. Gene Ontology annotation, cellular component: membrane. Gene Ontology annotation, molecular function: ligand-gated sodium channel activity. NCBI's taxonomy places the organism in Eukaryota, Metazoa, Arthropoda, Insecta, Diptera, Culicidae. Bases 1 to 1470 code for a protein of 489 amino acids. The transcript is spliced from 5 exons. Gene Ontology annotation, biological process: sodium ion transmembrane transport.
AUGUCGAAAGAAAUGCUUUUAGUUUCUAACUUGAUCGUGAUCGCACCGGUUCUACGAGUGUACGAGUCGAAUAUGAGGUUUAUGGACAUUGUAAAAGAAUAUCUCAUAAACUCCACGUUUCAUGGUGUGAAAUUUAUUGCGGAUGAUUCCUACCAUGCAACAGAACGCAUAUUCUGGAUAGUGUGUGUUAUUAUAUCCUGGGUUGGUUCCGCAUUUCUCAUUGAUGCCUCGCUGGAAGCAUUCCAAACCAGUGCCAUAUCGUUCGUGGUGGAAACAAGCUAUCGCGAUUGGAACACACGCUUUCCUUCGAUUGUCGUGUGCGAAAUGCGCAAUAUGGAACGCAUUCAGGCAAUUGCCGAUAGACUUUGGGGUGAAGAUCACGAUUUCGCGAUGGAAGAGGUUUUGAACGAGAUUGGAUACUUUCGGGGCGAAUCGUACCAUACGGUGAACGAAUGUGCCGGUGACGAUAUGGCGGAGAACUGCUUUUUCGACAACUUUACCGCGUACGCAGAUCUGGUGCGGAGUACGUGCAUGGAAACGCUUGAGGAUUGCUACUGGAACGAUAAACCGUUCGACUGCUGCCGAUACUUUCAACCGAUGGAAACCGAGCUGGGUCUUUGCUAUGCGGUCAAUUCGUUGCAAACCAGCGCUAAGCAUCCGAUCAAGCUGAACAUGAUAUCGAACAAACAUACGGGACCGGGCAAGCUGACCAUUACGGUGCUUACCGAGGCGUACGUGUACACGAUCGGUGAAGAGGAGGUGCCCAACUUGAUCACACCCAAGUCGGACGUGCUGCUGGUCGAUCACUACAUUGCCUACAAGCGCCACAUAUCGAUAAAGGAUAUUGAGAAUGAUCCGGAGGCGAAGCAGGUUAGCGUAUCGCAGCGCAAGUGUCGCUUUCCGGACGAGAACAAUCUGAACGUGCAUCGGUACUACAGCUACAGUGCAUGCUCGGUCCAGUGCCGUAAGGACAAGCAGUUGAAAAUUUGCAACUGCACAAGCCAUCUAAUGCCCAACACGGAUCCUUACGUCAAAUGCAACAUGUCUGGUUUGAUCUGUCUCAAUGAUCAUUACGAAGAUCUUACCAUUGUAAUACCCAAAUGGUCGGUAGGACGCCGAGGUGUCGUCUGCGAUUGUCUGCCAUCGUGUACCGAGGUGGACAUAGGCAUUGUGCAUGAUUCCCGCGAAAGCAUAUUUGAUUCGGAUCGCCGCUACUCGACAAUAGAGAUACAGCUGUCCGCUUUACCAACGGAGCGCUACAAGCGGAACGUGGUCCGUGGAAGGCUCGAUUUAGUUGUAUCUGUCGGGGGCACAACUGGACUAUUUGUCGGAGCAAGCUUACUGUCUUUUGUGGAAAUUUUCUAUUACUUCACCAUACGCCCAUACGGAACGCGGUAUUUAACGAAUGUGCACCAGGAUAACUUAAGUCCGAGGAAAAUUGUAGCACCCUACAAAGUUGAAACUAAUUGAUGAGGUCACUUUAAUACGGAAAAAGGAUAAUAAAUGUUUAAUAUGUAUAAAAAAAUGCUUCCAUCUGGCACGGAUUCUAUGUCACACGUUAUAGCUGUGACAACAUCAUAUGCUUUUUUCUUCAGAUAAACAUCUGCCGUCGUGUCCGCUUGUGGUGUAACCGUAAAGUUGAAGGCAAGUUCCCGAUUGCUAAGUGCAUCCAGGUGUUUGGCUGAUGAAGCGUACAUUCCGUGCCACACACGCACACUCGCUGUUAUCGGGUUUAAGUACAUUUGCGAAGAAUCCCUGGACAAUUCUACAAUCAAGAUUGUGAGUGAGGGCUUACCUGGUAUUAAUUGACCAGCACCGGUUAGAUAAAGGUACAGCAAUAGGUUCACUUGCACUAAGCUGAUACCGGGUCACUGAUAGACAACAACCGACAACCGGCCAAACGAUUACUGGUAAUAAAGUACUGCGCGUCAGGUGCACGUGUACUGUGUCAUCGUUAGCCCAAAAUGCUACGACGAUAUUGACACACCUGGCCAGGACAGCCUUCCGUUUCCCGUGAAACACAAAACAUACCUUUCGCAGCCGGUGAUCAAUCGAUUGGACUUUGUUGUUCCGUGAUAGAGCAUGCCGGGCUGUUAUCUAUGGCUGUGGUUUGGUGGUUAGUGCAAGUGGUACCAAAAAAAAAAAACGAAAGGCGAUAGAUAACGAACGCGUUGAGUACUCUUACACUUAAAGGUGUGUGGUACGUUGUUUCAGAAUGCAUGCGUCAUGUAACCUAUAUAAAAAAGUGAGAUAUUUCUACUCGACCGGAACAGUGCAGGUGUACCUGUACCCAUAUCUCUGCACAUGCUCUAUGUCAUUUGCUACUCAUUCUUACAAAUCCAACCCAUGUUUGCUCCAGCCAGGUGUUUACUCACUUUCUUAUCAGGGCAUUACGACCUCUUUGAAGUAUUGGCCAAGUGGCAGGUGUGUAAGAGACACGGCCUACGGCUGAAUAUCUACCGCUAUAGUACUCUUUUAAGGUGAUCCUUUUUUGUGCGUACUUUACAGAGCUCAUCAUUGAUUAUUUUGAUAUGAUAAAUGCAAUUGUUGAAAAACCUUUUUGCUUCUUUCAUUGUUACAUUCCACAGUAAAUAGUCUACAUAAAUAGUGUACGUUUUGCAUGUUAUUUAUUAGACUCUAGUUAAUAGAGAUGAUACAAUAAAAUAGUAAGAAUUUCUAAGUGAUGAAUGUUUACUGUUGAUCGGUUUUAUGCAUUGUGUAGUAAUAACUAAGGUUCAAUUAUAUGCUAAAAUGAAAUUUAUUUAAUCAUCACAUAAAUCUCUCUUUUAUGUUUUUACUCUACACAGUGCUCCUUAGGCCAAUUAGGGUUUUUA